AGCAUUGACCAACUGAACCUCCAAUUUUAGCCUCACCCUCAUCUUCCAAUUUCAACCAAAACAUGUUGAGAAACAAGGGGCACAACACAACACACAUUCUCUCUUCUUGUCUCUUGCACAAUACAUGGAAACAAACAUAGCAUUAGUUCAUACCCGUUUUGUAAUAGCUCUAACUAAUUAUAGGCAAAGAAAACUUGAAUGUGUUUGAUUUAUUGACAAUGUAACGGUUCCUAUGUUUCUGUCUAGAAGCCAAAUAUUCUCCACCACCACCUUGUUCUCCUCUGUUUCUGUUCUCUGUUUUUCUACCAAGUUUUGACAAACAAAGGUUCCAAAGGAACAAACAUUUUGAUGUUGUUGCAACGUUUUCAUUGUCUCCACCCUUUAUCUUGAAAUGGGUCACUCUUUGUUUUCUGCAUUGUUGGUUUCUUCUCAGGAAACCCACCUAGCCAUUGAUCAUUCCUGACAAAGCUUCAACCAGAGAUGCAACGAAGAAACCAGCAAUAGAAGAAGAGAGAAAUGGCAUCCUCCCAGGUUGGAAUUGCUUCAACCUCUCCAUUUAAUCGUCGUGAUGCAUGGAGAGACCACAUUAGCAGCUCCAAUCUUUCUUCUGUGUCCUCUGACUCUGCACCAAACCAGAAUGCUCAGAAACCAAUUGGUAAUGCUAAGAAGAACCUUGGAACCUUGAGUUUCACGAGAAGGAUUCAUAACAUCUUCAGGGAGAAGGAUGAUUCCUCAUUGUCUGCAUUGGUGAGCCCCAGGCAUAAGCGAAUCAUUGAUCGAUGGGCUGCCAAACAAGCUCAAGAAGCGGUGACAACGACGAAUUGUCAUGAUGAAGUCGAGGUGUUCGACGAUUUUCCUCACAGGAGAGAGGCGUCGGUGUCCCCUCCUCGUUCGGAUGGGUCGACAAAAAGUGAAGUAUCAAGCCUUGGUGCUUCUUCCCUGGUUCAGAUAUGGGAAAAGAGGCUCAACAAAUCCAAACCAUGUACACCUGCAGCUUCACCAGGAAGAAUUACUACUAGUCCUGAUAUUGCAGGAUUAUGCAAUGAGAAUGCAUCAUGUCCUGUGGAAGAACAAUGCAGGGUCUCAGAAGAAGGGGAAUCUUCGGAUGAACCACAAUGUAAUGAGGAAUCAUCUCCCAAUUGGGAAUCUGAGAAAACAUCACUGAAUGAUCAAUCAUGUUCAUUGAAAGUUCAGAGUUUAGAUGCUGCUGAAAGAGAGAGGGGCAGGGUAGCAAAUAUCAUCAAGAGGCUCGCGGUUACAAAUCAAAUGCAAAGUCCUGUGUCGCUAAUCAGUAAUGACAAUGAUAAUAACGAGCCAUGUAGUGCUUCUACACCAAAACUUAAACAAUCAGAACAUAGAGUCUUUGCUCAGGUCAUAAGCUCCCCCCGCAUUAGGGGUCGCCAAGCAUUCAAUGAUUUGAUUAUGCAGUUUGAGAAUGAACGACAUGGAGAGCUCAACAAUCUUGCAGAGCGAGGUGCGGUUACGAAGUUCACACAAAGGGGUCGUAUUCAGUCAGUGCUUCGACUUAGGUUAUUACAACGUGGAGUAGCAGUUUUUGAGCAAUCCCCCACGAAAUCAGCAGCAUCUGAAGUGAACAGACAACAACAAGGAUCAGUAAUUGUGCAACUAAGGGAAAGAUUUAACACAGGAGAUGAACAUAGAACUUCAGCCUUGGCAGAAGUAUCCGAUUCAAGAAGUCCUAGUGGUGAGAUAGGAAGCAACACCCCACAACUGGAUAACUUUCCUACCUCCAAUCAGCUCAGCAAAGGCAGUUCCAGCAAGACUGUUUCUAGCACUGGCAUUCACUGUAAAGAACCUGUACAGAACUCAAUUUCUCAAACUAGUGCAGACAAAAACAAAGAAGCUCAUCCUAGUUCCGAUGUCACAUUCCAAAGAACGUUGUUUGAAGCGCAGAGUGAUGAUGCCAAAGAAACCACUGAGGCAUCUUCAUCCAUUGCUGAUUCAAAUGCAAAUGAGGCUGUUGUUAAGGUAGAGGCAAGUUACCAGAAGCAGCAUGCUACUGCUGAACCCAGUUAUGAUGAGAUAGUAGAAGAGGAAGAGGCUAGUGACCAGAACUAUGAUGAGGCUCGUUAUGACUGGAUCAGUCAGAUUUCUCGGCCUAGGAGCUAUUGGGAAGAACUUAGGCAUGCAUGGUAUCAGAAAAUGCUUGACUUUGGUUCACAUAAUGAUGAUAGACGUAACCUCCUUGAAAGAAGAACAGUGUCUACUGUUCUUUCUUGUGAUGACUUCCGCAAAAGGAUGGAUAGAAUGAUGAAGUCUCAUAUGGGAACACAGACAGACCUGGUCAAUAGUCAAUACGACAUGGAAGACGAAGGGAACAUGGAACAACUGAUGGCAUUUUUUCAUGACCGCUUGCGUUCUAGAGGAAGUCCUCAAGAAGAUGGAAGAGAUGGAAGGGAGGAGGAAGAGGUGAUGAGGAGAAACAACGAAGUAGAAGUAGAAGAGGAUGAGGAAGAGGAAGAGAAGAGCACCAUUUGUAGUGGUUCCGAUCAUGAACUUGGUGAUUAUUUCAAUCAAACUCCAUUAUCAAUGAAUACACCUUCCUCCUCAACAUGGAGUUAUAGAGACCCUGAUGCUGGGGAUGAUUCUGAUAGAGUUGCUUCUGUAUCGUCACCACUACCUUCUCAGCAAUACUCUUCAUCCGCGAAUCACCAUUCAAUUGAAAUGGAAUACAUAUACGAUAUGCAUGGGCAAAUGGUUCAACUUUUUCAUGAGAUGUCUGAGCUAAGGAAAUCAAUUAAGAGCUGCAUGGACAUGCAGAUGCAAUUACAGAAAUCCAAGUACCAAAAGGUUCACCCAGUUAAAGAAGAAGAAGCAAAGGAGUCCCUUAACAGGACACCAAAGAAAGGCAUCUGUGGCAUUUGCUAUGAGAAUAAAGUAAACUCGGUUCUAUACAGAUGUGGGCACAUGUGUGCAUGUUUCAAAUGUGCCAAUGAGUUGCAAUGGAACAGGGGAAAAUGUCCAAUAUGUAAAGCUGAAAUAAUAGAUGUUAUCAGAGUACAUACUAACCCAGAACCCUUAUGGUGGACAAUGUCUAGCUAAGCAGCCAUAGAUGAAUAACAUGUUUGGAUCAACUUCUCUUUUUGCUUAAAUCAAUUUUGAAAGUCAGAAGCUACUCAUAGAAGCUUUUUUCCAGAAUUGAUUCUAACUUUAGAAUCAAUUGUAGAAGGAUUCCCAAACAUGUACUGAUUCCUCAAACUUGGCAAACUGCAAAGAAGGCAAUCCACCUGUUUUCUAUUAAACUAGAGUGCUUUUACUUGAGAGUAGUUUCAUUUUCAUUUCUGAUUCUACUCUCUCCACUCAUUCUUAACAUCCUCUUUUUCUUUUUUUUAUAUAUUUCAAAUGUAAAUCCUCUUUAUGUAAUUAAAUUUUGUAAGGAGAAAUGCAAGGGAUUUUUGUCCAAUGUACAUUCAUUAGUUUCAA
This is a messenger RNA of Lotus japonicus, 3444 nucleotides long. RefSeq lists its product as uncharacterized. The record is from RefSeq and is a predicted model, not a curated record. The transcript has 7 exons. Bases 517 to 3063 code for a protein of 848 amino acids. NCBI's taxonomy places the organism in Eukaryota, Viridiplantae, Streptophyta, Magnoliopsida, Fabales, Fabaceae.